AUGACGAGACUCACUGACGAUGCCUGCAAAACGUCUGGGAAAGUACCACGUCCACGGUCCGAUUUUGGAAAUGAUCGUGCAUACACUGGACUCCGAACUAGGUCCGUUCCUCUAAGUCUUUUUACCAAUGUGACCAAAUGUUCUGAGCCCGAUGACUUGCAUGAAUGCCGCUAUUUAAAACAAUUCCUUACUCAUCCCAGUUCGUCCCUCGAUGAGACUGCUAUCGCCAACACAUUUACUUGUAGUCAGCUGGAUGAUACGCUAGCACCUAUCGCGGCUGGUGGGAGUGCACGAAUAUGUCCCGGUAGCUCAUUCACUGGCACUGGGAUAGCUCUCAGCUCCAACGAGAUAUCGAGUCCUACAGACCCAGGGGUAUUGCGUUCCGGUCUAUCCUUAAUUGACCUAGCGGUCAAGGCAGGCCGAGGGGAUCUUGUCAAUAUUUUUAUAACUCUUGGACACGCCUCUAAUGCAAGUAGCGAUGUUGGGGCUAGCGGUGGCAGCACUGGAGCUGCUGCUGUGACAUUUAGUGAUAAAAGUAGUAGUAGUAGCAAUUGUGGUGGAGGGGGCGUAGAAGCGCCUCUUGCUAGACCUGAUAGUCGCAUCGAGCCACCGACCCCAGUUGGAUCGGGUUCUCUGCCUCUUAAACAGGGUCUUCCUCAGGUCUCGGUUCGAUCUGAUCCCGGAGCUGCCUUGGAGACUCGACGAGGUAAACGGAUGCCUUGUCAGGCGAGUCCUCUAGUAGCCGGAGAACUGCGUCGCCGUCUCCUUAACGAAGGUAUCAGUGUCGAGAACCAACGGGGGCCAAUCGGCAGAGCAGGGUUCAGAUGUGCUCAUCUAGCCGAGUGGGGUACCUUCGCUCUGCCAGAGGCGGUCAACCAACUAGCACCACCCGUGAAGCGUCUCCUUUUAAAUGAGUUGAUCGAUACUCAGGCACAGAAAGGUGAAUAUUUUGAUUAUUGUCCUAGUUUAUAUUAA
Molecule: messenger RNA, 975 nt
Organism: Protopolystoma xenopodis
Lineage: Eukaryota; Metazoa; Platyhelminthes; Monogenea; Polystomatidea; Polystomatidae
Source: the annotation of a GenBank genome assembly